AUGGCCGUCGUCUACCUUUCAGCUCGCCGCCCCGCCGGGAGGUCACUCCCUGACCUCCCACCAGCGCUGUUGGGGAGACUCUCAAAAAUCGAGAUGCGGGCACCCUGCGUGAUUCUCACGACUCUUGGCGUCAUAAUUGCCACUGCCGCGUUCGGGGCUUGCUUCGUCCACCGUUCUUCUUCCCUUCAGAGUCCUGGAACUCCCCCGACCAUCUCUGCUACGUCUGGGCGGCCCGCCUUCAUCUCUGCCCUCGCCCCUUCGGCUUCGUUGCAGGGUCUCGUGCAAGACAUGCAAGGUGCCCACACACCGCAGAGGCGCCAUGCCUCGCCUUCGAGUUCUCUGUCUUCGUCAGGAUUUUCCACUGCUCCACAUUCUCACAGAGCGACGCGUAGCUGUACGCGCCAGUCUCGCUCUGCGACCCACGCUGCGCCUGAGGCUUCGGGCUCCUCUAGCGACCCCUUCGACGUCACGAUUAUUGGACUUGGAGUGGGUGGCCAUGCCGCCGCGCUGCAUGCAGCAGCCCUCGGCCUGAAGACAGCUGUCAUCAGCGGCGGUGACCCAGGCGGCACUUGCGUGAACAGAGGAUGCGUGCCCAGCAAAGCUCUCCUGGCUGCGGCGAGACGGGUGAAAAUGCUGCGGAACCAGCACCACCUUGCGGCCAUGGGGAUCGAGAUUGAAGGAGCUCAAAUUCGAGUUGAUCCUGCAGGCGUCGCGAAUCACGCCAAGGGAGUCGUGGAGAAGGUCCGUUCCGGUCUCGUCGGUUCUCUGGCGGCUCAUGGCAUCACUCUGUUCGAUGCCCGGGGCGUUAUGGACGGCGAUCCGGGCCGUGUCGUUCUGGAGAGGACACCUACCUCGCCCUCUUCUCUUCCCUCCUCCAUUUUCACCAAAAACGUUAUUCUUGCCCCCGGAUCCUUACCCUUUGUGCCGCCCGGUGUGACAUUCGACGACGCGCAGCAUCAGGUCAUGACAAGCGAUACCUGCGUCUCGCUUCCGUGGAUUCCAUCGGAAGUUUGCAUUGUAGGAAGUGGUUACAUAGGCCUCGAGUUCAUGGACGUCUUUUCGUCCCUCGGUUCCGAGGUCGUGAUGGUGGAAGCGGGUCCUCGGCUGCUUCCAGGUGUCGACAAAGAGAUUGCUAAACUGGCUGAGCGGCUGUUGCUUCAACAGUUCAAAGAACGCCCUGUGAAGCUGUAUACAGACACCUUGGCAAGCCAGGUACGCCCGCUGGGGCCACGAGGACAGUCCCCAGUCGAAGUGGAGCUGACCGACGCCAAGACGAAAGAGAAAAAGGGAAAGAUCUACCCCGACGCUUGCCUUAUUGCCACAGGAAGGAAGCCCAAUACACAGGGCUUGGGGUUGGAUUCAUUGGGAGUCACCUUAAGGCGCGGCGGCUUCAUCCCUGUCGACUCCUGCAUGCGCGUCAUCAAGCACGUUCCGGAAGGAGAUGAGAAGCCGGAGGUCAUCCAAGGUGUUUACUGCGUUGGGGAUGCAAACGGAGAAAUGAUGCUGGCUCACGCGGCUUCGGCGCAGGCCAUAGCGGCUGUUGAAACUAUUGCUGGUAGACCGAGAACAGUGAAUGUGAAACACAUUCCCGCGGCGUGCUUCACGUCCCCUGAAAUCGCCUUCGUUGGUGACACCGAGGAUGCGGCAUUGGAGCUGGGUGCGAAAGAGGGUUUUGAAGUCGGAAAGAGCAUAAGUCAUUUCCGUGCGAACACGAAGGCGAUUGCUGAAGGAGAGGGAGACGGUAUCCUGAAGGUUCUCUAUCGCAAGGACACGGGCAAGAUUCUCGGGUGCCACAUGAUCGGAAUCCACGCGAGUGACCUAAUCCAGGAAUGCACAACUGCCAUUGCCAACGGCAUUCCUAUUAGGGACCUCGCGUUUACAGUCCAUACGCACCCCACGUUGAGCGAGGUAGUUGACGCGGCGUGGAAGAAAGCCACGGGCAUGAACGCACACUAG
Molecule: messenger RNA, 1956 nt
Organism: Besnoitia besnoiti
Lineage: Eukaryota; Apicomplexa; Conoidasida; Eucoccidiorida; Sarcocystidae
Product: pyruvate dehydrogenase complex subunit PDH-E3I
Exons: 5
Coding region: 1-1956 (651 amino acids)
Cellular component (GO): oxoglutarate dehydrogenase complex; mitochondrion
Molecular function (GO): dihydrolipoyl dehydrogenase (NADH) activity; flavin adenine dinucleotide binding
Source: RefSeq, a predicted model, not a curated record